AUGACUCUUCAUACAGACCCUCCAGAGCAUUUCCUGCUGCAGUGAAAACAGGAGUGUCACUACACGAGUGGCACUCAGCCGGUGAGGUAGCCGGACAGGUUCAUCUGGGACUGGCAGGAGAUCUGUUCCUAUGACAGUGAGCUGGUUUGUUCUGUAACAAGGUUUUAUUCUUCCGAAAUUAAGAUCAAGUGGUUCAAAAAUGGGCAGGAGGAGAUGGACAAAGUUGUGUAUGAGGGCCUCCUCCUAAAUGGAGAUUAGUCUUUCCGGAUCCUGGUCACUUUGGAAGUCACACCGAAGCAAGGGGUUGUCUAUGCUUGCCAGGUGGAGCAUGUCAGCCUGCCAGUGCCCAUCACCGUGGUCUGGGAAACAAGCUCUGGAUCUGCUGUGAGCAAGAAGGUGACUGGAACGCUGGGCUUUGUGCUGGGCUUAGGCUUCAUCGUAGUGGGACUCAUCAUCUAUCAGAAGAAAAAGAAAAGUGAAUUAUUCAUGAGCUAA
Aptenodytes forsteri (emperor penguin) is the source of this 495-nucleotide messenger RNA. RefSeq names its product HLA class II histocompatibility antigen, DQ beta 2 chain-like. Gene Ontology annotation, molecular function: MHC class II protein complex binding. Gene Ontology annotation, biological process: immune response; peptide antigen assembly with MHC class II protein complex; positive regulation of T cell activation. NCBI's taxonomy places the organism in Eukaryota, Metazoa, Chordata, Aves, Sphenisciformes, Spheniscidae. Gene Ontology annotation, cellular component: MHC class II protein complex; membrane. The record is from RefSeq and is a predicted model, not a curated record. The transcript is spliced from 4 exons.